AUGAGCAAAGAAUGCAGCAAGCGAGUGCUCCCAUCCAUCCAAGAUGUGCUCUCGCAGCUGCUAUCGCCAUCUGCGGCCCUCUACGCAUCCCUCCUCCGCCGCUGCGGCAUCUCCCGCUCGCUUGCCGACGGCCGCCGCGUCCACGAUCACAUCCUCGCCACAGGCCACUUCCUCCGGAGCGUCCACCUCGGUAAUCUCCUCAUCCAGAUGUACAGGAAAUGUGGUGGCACCAGCAGCCUCGCGGACGCGCGCGCAGUCUUCGAUCAGAUGCCCAAGAAAGAUGUGGUGUCUUGGAGCUGCAUCAUCGCGGCCUACGGGCAGGCGGGGCAUUGCCGCGAGGCGAUCAAUCUCUUCCAGCGCAUGGAUGUGGAACCCAACGAAAUGGUGAUCGUGAGCACACUGGCUGCGUGCUCCGGCGCCAAGGAUCUCGCGCUGGGCAUGGCCAUCCACGCGAGAAUUCUCUCCCCGGAUCUCCGCAAGAGCGUGUUCGUCGGCACAGCGCUCCUCAACAUGUAUGCCAAGUGUGGAGCGAUCGAGCAGGCCAGAGCGGUGUUCGAUCAGAUACCGCACAAGGAUGUAGUGUCGUGGACUGCGAUGAUCACCGCAUUUGCCCAGAUGGGGGAUUGCCGCCAGGCGCUCGAGACGCUCGAGGGGAUGAUCCAAGCUCGCGUCCAGCCCAAUCCGGUGACCUUCGUCGCGGCGAUCACUGCGUGCUCCAGCAGGGAAUUUCUUGAUCGGGGCAGGAAGAUCCACGCCGCCGUGAUCGACCUGGGCCUCCACGGCGACAUCACGAUCCAGAAUGCGCUCGUUUCGAUGUAUGCGAAGGGUAGCAGCGCGGAAGAAGCACUUUCGGUGUUCCAGAGGAUGGAAGAUCGCAACAGGGUCUCGUGGAACAGCAUGAUCGCAGCCUUUGCUGCGAGCGCACAAUCUUGCGCGGCGAUGGGCCUCUUCCACGGCAUGAACUUGGAAGGGAUCAAGCCCGACGACGUGAGCUUUCUGGGAGUUCUAAGUGCCUGCUCGAGCACUAGGUGCUUGCGAUCGUGCAAGCGGAUCCACUCGCAGCUGGAGCUCGCCGCGGUGCACUCUCCUCCGGAUUUGAGCGUGGAGAACUCGCUUGUCACUGCCUACGCCAAGUGUGGAGAUCUAGAGGCCGCCGAGAGGAUUUUUCAAAGAAUCCCAGGCAAGAAUGUCGUGUCCUGGACGGCCAUGCUCACUGCUUACACCUUUCACGGCAAUGGAUCCAAAGCUCUCGAGCUCUACGACAAGAUGGUCGGGCAGUCGAUCCAGCCGGACAGCGUAGUGCUGCUCAACGUAAUCUACGCCGGAUCACUGGUCGGGGACGUCGGCCUCGCGAGAAAGCUCCACGCUCGCGUUGCUUCCUCCAGCUUCAUGCUCAAGAUCCAGAUCCAGAAUGCGCUCAUCAACAUGUACACGCGGUGCGGCAGCCUGGAGGAGGCAAGGCGGGUGUUUGAUGGGAUCGAGAGGAAGAACUUGGUGUCAUGGAACGCGAUGAUGGGAUCUUAUGUGCAGCACGGAUACGACGAGGAAGCGAUCGCAUUGUUCUCGGAGAUGAAGGCUGGGAACUCGAGGGCCAUGGAGUCGGGCUUGAGGAGCUCGGUCUCUGCGAGCUCGGACUCUAGUUUGUACACAAAGAGUGUGAAGAGCUCGGACUCCACUAACACCUCGGCCUCCACCAUCUCGGACUCCAUUCUAAAGCCUGAUUGCAUCAUGGCCGUCAUUCUCCUGUGUGCCCACGCCGGCCUGGGCAAGCUCGCCGAGGGGCGGCGCAUCCACGCCGAUUUAUGCGCCGCGAAUCCGGAGAUUCUCGCGGGAUCCACGACCAACGUCACCCUGGGCAACGCGCUGGUUAGCAUGUACGCGCGCUGCGGCAGCAUGGGAGACGCCACCGCCGCCUUCCACCGCAUGAGAGCCCGCGACACGGUGACGUGGAGCUCCCUGGUGGCGGGAUACGCCCACCACGGCCACGCCGAAUAUGCCAUCCUCCUCUACCGCGACAUGCACCUCGAGGGCGUCCAGCCCGACAGCGUCACCUACGUCAGCAUCCUCAACUCGUGCAGCCAUGCCGGCCUGCUCGCCCAGGCGCGGCAUUUCUUCGUGUCCAUGGUCGAGGACCACUGCCUGGCGGCGUGGCCCGACCACUGGAAGUGCAUGGUGGACGUGCUGGGGCGGGCGGGGUUUGUCGGGCGGGCAGAGGACGUGGUGAGGAAUAUGCCGUUCCAGCCGGAUGUGGUGGCGUGGAACACGCUGCUGGGGUGCUGCAAGGUGCAUGGGGACGCGCGGCGGGGGGCCGUGGCGGCACGGAACGCGGUUGGGAUUAGCCCGGGUUUUGCGGGGUCAACGGUGCUGCUGUCCAAUAUGUAUGCGGAGAUUGGGCGGCACGAGUGCAUGUCGAGCUUAGAUUUAAAGGUCGGGGUUUAGGUUUAGGGUUUAUCUAUUUCCAGAAUCUGGUCAACGUUCAAAAUUGUCAACAUUAUUUGGUCAGCGUUCUUAUUGACUAGAGCACAAAAGUUCAACCUGGACAAUAAUAUCAAUAAAUUUUCUAAUUUGCAGCCUCUAUUAAA
This is a messenger RNA of Selaginella moellendorffii, 2582 nucleotides long. Its product is annotated as pentatricopeptide repeat-containing protein At2g13600. NCBI's taxonomy places the organism in Eukaryota, Viridiplantae, Streptophyta, Lycopodiopsida, Selaginellales, Selaginellaceae. Bases 1 to 2439 code for a protein of 812 amino acids. Gene Ontology annotation, biological process: RNA modification. The record is from RefSeq and is a predicted model, not a curated record. Gene Ontology annotation, molecular function: protein binding; RNA binding. The transcript has a single exon.